Trematomus bernacchii (emerald rockcod) is the source of this 1641-nucleotide messenger RNA. It is a transcript of the gene cdca5, whose product is annotated as cell division cycle associated 5. The transcript has a single exon. The record is from RefSeq and is a predicted model, not a curated record. Bases 180 to 947 code for a protein of 255 amino acids. Lineage: Eukaryota; Metazoa; Chordata; Actinopteri; Perciformes; Nototheniidae.
UUGAGAUAGGUGGCGCGGGAUGUUGUCGUCACCGGAAACCGCGACUACGUCCUUUCAACGCGACUCGGGCGGGCAAUUUGAGCGGACUGCUGUUGUUUGUAACAGCCUUGUGGCGAUAUUACUCUACAGUGUAGAACUCAUCUAAACAUACUCGGUUAUAUCGCCAGGAUACGGUCAGUAUGAACGAGGGGAAGCCCAAAAACAUAAUGGCUGAGUUAAAACCCAUGAACGACUCGCAGAGAAGACGGUCACCGCGGUUGAGCUCUCCUCCGGCUAAUAUCCAGGUUAAACCUGACAACAAAAUGGCGUUUGCUGCUAAACGCUCCAUUACUGUGAGGAAAAUAGCACCCAGAAAAACAGUCGCUCCGUCGGAGCAAAACAAGGAAAACACGCCAGCCCAGCAGAAUAAGCCGAAGGUCUCCACCCCGGAUCCUGUCCCAGGCCGUGGGGGCUCCUCUUCGGCGAAGAAGAAGAAGCUGAAGGCCGUUAUCCUCUCCCCGAUACUCCCCUCCUCACCGCCGGGCCCUUCUCAACCCCAGCCCCCGACAGUGGAACCAGGGGACGCUGUGUGGUCGCAGAAGGUGCGCCGCUCCUACAGCAGGCUCAGCGACCAGUCCAUAAACAGCCCCGACUGCAAGGAGAACAUGUUCGGCUUUCAGAACAUGAACACCCCACAGGUGAUCCGGAGAGUCGAGAGGCCGAAGGCAGGUCUGGAGCUUUCUGGAUCCUUGUCUGGGCUGAACUCAUUCACGUCUCUGCUUGAGGCGGAGGACUGUGGAUCAGCCAUACCUGAGAUGGACCUAAACAUCCCCGGAGUAGUUGUGGUGAAGCAGAAGAGAAGGAGGAAUAAGGUCCAGCAGAUCGGCACCACAGAGAUGGAGGCACUGGCGGCCCAGAUGAACGAAGAGUUUGAAAAGGCAGAGGAGUUUGAGUUGCUUGUGGAGUAAAUAAUGUGACUGAAAGACUGAAGGAAUUUGUUAUAGCAUGCUAUGUUCUAGCAGACAUGCUGGAAAACAUGCUUCUGAGAGGACAACACUGAUAUUCACACUUACAUGUUUUUGUAUAUUUCUAGCUUUAUAUCAUGUACAUUCUUUUGAGUUGUUCAGUUAAAUGCUCUCAUUGUGUUUAUUUGGGACAUGUUCUAUGUAUCAGUAGGCAGACAAGUAAACCCUUAAACCUGUUCUUUGUUGUUUUUUUAAACAUUAUACAGAUUUCUUUACUGUGAUUUAAAUAUCUUCUAUCUGUCAUGUUUAAGGUCCAACAUAAACAAAAACAAAUGUAUUUAAUUUUAAAUUGUUUUAAACGUUUUAAUUGUAUUUUGAAUACCAAACUUAUUGAUGGAGCGAAUAACUAAAAUUGGAAAAAUAUUCAACAGUUUAAUACGGAUAGUUAUCCCAUGUGGUAGCUGUAGUUUUGAAACUUUUAAACAUUAUUUUGAGUAAUGAUAGGGUCCGAAAGCUAUAAAGGGAUGUUUUUAUACCAGUAGAAAUACAUCUGACCUUUCUUAAAUAUAAGAAAUCUAUAUUUAUUUUUGCUUGCCUGUAAAUAAAAUGUCAACAAAUCAAAUCCCCUGAUUUAGAGGGUCCUUCAGCAACAAUACUGUCUAUUUUAAAUAAAUAUGUGUCUUCUGCCUUAACAAUA